This is a messenger RNA of Cryptotermes secundus, 1985 nucleotides long. RefSeq names its product fizzy-related protein homolog. Gene Ontology annotation, molecular function: ubiquitin ligase activator activity; protein binding; anaphase-promoting complex binding. The coding region runs from base 339 to 1664 and encodes 441 amino acids. Gene Ontology annotation, biological process: positive regulation of ubiquitin protein ligase activity; positive regulation of anaphase-promoting complex-dependent catabolic process; anaphase-promoting complex-dependent catabolic process. Gene Ontology annotation, cellular component: anaphase-promoting complex. The transcript is spliced from 11 exons. NCBI's taxonomy places the organism in Eukaryota, Metazoa, Arthropoda, Insecta, Blattodea, Kalotermitidae. The record is from RefSeq and is a predicted model, not a curated record.
GAUCAACAGCGUUACGAGCGUUACUACCGUUGUAGGUGUUGCUGGCCGCUCAGUUUGUGGUGUUGUGUGGUCGAAGAAGGUGUGAUUGUGAUACCCUGUUUCUCACCUAUUGGGAUUAUUGUGUUGUUGAGGAAAGAUCGCUUGUACGAGAAGCAAUAUUUUGGAUUAUCGCACGUGUAAAUUAGUAAUAGUUCCAACAAGAAACCACCAAUGAACAGUGAUGCUUACUUGAUAUCAACAAAAUGUCAAAUCUCAGAAAUUAAUUUCCAUCCACAUUGUGACCAACUGACAAAGAGAAAGACACAUGCACAUCAGCCAUAGAGACACAUAUUCCACUCAUGGCUCAAGGUCCAUGGUGUAGAAACAUUGGCGACCGUUUCAUUCCUACACGUGCUGGAAACAACUGGCAGAUUAAAUUUGCCAUGAGCACAGAGAAUAGUGGAGGCUAUCGUGAUGGAUUGGUGUACCCUUGCCUACUGAAGAAUGAACUUCUAGGUGCCAGCAUUGAAGACGUUAAAUGCCAGUAUGAUGAGAGAAGGACAUUGGUCCCACUCAGGGAAUCAAAUCUCUUUCAGUACUCCUUACCAAAUAGGAGGGGAAGUAACACAUCAUCACUGGCUUGCUAUUCUUUGUCACCAGUUAGUGCAGUAAGCCAGAAGCUGCUUACAUCUGCAAGAAAAGAAACAAAGAAAAUAUCACCAAAGCCCUUCAAGGUGUUGGAUGCUCCUGGCCUGCAAGACGACUUUUACCUCAGCCUUAUGGAUUGGUCUUCGCAAAAUAUAUUAAGUGUGGGAUUGGAAGGCUGUGUGUAUCUUUGGUCUGCCUUCACUAGCCAAGUCACAAUGUCGUUUGAUUUAUCUUCAGAUGGCAACUAUGUAACUUCAGUUGCAUGGAAUAAGCAGGGAAAUCAUCUAGCUGUUGGAACAACAUAUGGUGGUGUGCAAGUCUGGGAUAUUGUUGUAAAUAAACAAAUUAAAAUGAUGCAAGGCCAUGGAGGAAGAGUGGGUACCCUGGCUUGGAACGAAAAUGUUCUGUCAUCAGGAAGUCAGGAUACCCUUAUUUUACAACGUGAUAUGAGAACGCCUAGUCUUGUUGCAGAGAGAAGAUUAGUAGGUCAUCAGCAAGAGGUUUGUGGCUUGAAAUGGUCUCCUGAUAAUAAAUAUCUGGCCUCUGGGGGCAAUGACAAUUGUUUGUAUAUUUGGGACUUGUGCUGCCUCUCGCCUGUUCAGAAGUACACCAAGCAUUUGGCAGCAGUGAAAGCUAUUGCAUGGUCCCCACACCAUCGUGGGAUCUUGGCUAGUGGUGGCGGUACACAUGAUGGGUGUAUUCGUUUCUGGAACACACUCACAAGACAGCCAGUCGAGUGUGUAGACACUGGCUCUCAAGUCACUAAUCUGGCCUGGUCAGAAUUUUCCUCUGAACUGGUCAGCACCCAUGGCCACCCUAAAAACAAUAUCCAUGUGUGGAAAUAUCCUAGGCUCACACAGCUAGCAAACCUCACCGGCCACUCAUCUAGAGUGCUCCAUCUGGCAGUAUCGCCUGAUGGUGAAGCCAUUGCAACUGGUGGUGCGGACGAGAAUGUUCGCAUUUGGAAUGUUUUCAGCAGACCUUGUUCAGAGAAGGAGCAUAGAUCAGUCCUCAGUCUGUACUCGGGCAUCCGAUGAUGGAUUUGCAGAUGGGAAGUUCAUGCGAAGCUCAGGUCCUACAGCUUUUACUUUUUAGCACACAAAAUAAGAUGUUUAUUUUUGUUAAUAUUUUGUUUAACACUGUUUACUUGUUAGCACACAAAAUAAGAUAUUUAUUUUUGUUAAUAUUCUGUUUAACAGCUUUUACUUGUUGGCACACAAAAUAAGAUAUUUAAUUUUGUUUAUGUUCUGUGAUUUUAUUAUACUGUUUCUUGCAUUUAAUAAUUUAUAUGUAAUAUGUAUCAUAGGCAUUUGGAAGCAUUCACCUUGGAGUGCUAAUAAAUUAUAUUCUCAACUGCA